AUGGCCAGCCAGCCAGAGGACCCCGGCCCUUCUGAUAUUGACGUCGACUCUUCAGACAUCGAAGUCGAGAGUUCAGAAUCAGAAACAGAGCAAUACUCCGACGGGGAAGAAUCAAUAAAAUCAACUCGCUCCUUAUACCAAAAUAUCCCGCACGUCGAAGAAAAUGGCCGUCGAUACUGCGACGAGAACUACUUUAUGCCAAACGAUGAAACAGAGCUCACUCGUCUUAACAUUGUCCACCAAAUCUAUCUCAUCCUCCAAGAAGGUCGCCUCACUCUAGCCCCAUUACCCACCGCCAACCCCCGCAUCUUAGACAUUGGCACCGGCCCCGGCGACUGGGCCAUCGAGAUGAGCGCCGAACACCCAGACGCUACCAUCAUCGCCUCAGAUCUAGGCAUCUUCGACUCGGGUCUUGGUCACGUCUCUUUACCAAAUGUGGACUUCCAACUCGCAGACGCCCAAUCCCAAUGGACAUAUCAUGAACCCUUCGACCUUAUUCAUAUCCGCGGUCUAUCCGGUGCAUUCAACGACUGGCCUGCGAUCUACCGACAAGCCCUAAUACACCUAAAGCCAGGUGGAUACCUCGAAAUCUCAGAGACCGAUCCAGCCGGUGAAACAAUAAGCAUUGAAGCAGAAUCUGAAACUCCAAAUCUCGCCAUAUUCGCCUCAGCACUUCGUGAAGCUGGUCAAGCAGCGGGGUAUCCGCGAGACCUGCAUCAUCUAAAGAAAGAGGCCUUCGUAAAUGCAGGGUUUACAGAAAUCAACGUGAUUGAACGUACAUUCCCAAUCGGAUUAUGGCCAGAUGAUAUACAUGAGAAAACGCUCGGCAAGAUGGCUCUUAUUGCAUUGCUGGAAGGUCUUGAAGCGCACUCUUUGCGUCCGUUGACGAAAUUUGCGGGGUAUACUCUUUCUGAUGCGAAGGAUUUAUAUGAGCGUGUUCAGGAGGAGGUUCUCUCUGCGCAAAGGAUUACGGGGCGUGUACGUAUUGUUAUGGGGAGGAAACCUUCUUCUUAUGCUCAACGCAGAGGGGAUGUUUUGGCGAGGGCUAGAGCUAGGAUUCAGUUGGUGCAUGAGAGACAGGCUGAAAGGGAUCAAGAUCAAGAUUCAUAG
Molecule: messenger RNA, 1110 nt
Organism: Penicillium malachiteum
Lineage: Eukaryota; Fungi; Ascomycota; Eurotiomycetes; Eurotiales; Aspergillaceae
Product: class I SAM-dependent methyltransferase
Exons: 2
Coding region: 1-1110 (369 amino acids)
Molecular function (GO): methyltransferase activity
Source: RefSeq, a predicted model, not a curated record